CAUUACUACAACUGAAACUCUGUGUGACGUUAUUGAUUCAAUUCCUUCACCCUCAAUUGCUGGAAGAGCUGCCCGGGAUGUAAUUAAUCCUCAUGGCAUCCAUGGACAAGACAAGGUAGACGCUGAAGCUGAGGAUGUGGAUGGUUCUGGUUCUUUCUUCGCAGAUAGUCGCUGCGGUCGAUUCGCAAACAUAGAAUGACUUCAACGUCAACGUCAACGUCAACAUCAACGUCAACAUCAACGUCAGCAUCAACACUGCCGUCCAGGAGAUGGAUUCCAUCCCUCUUCUUCCUCUGGGUCUUUCUCGUCCAUACAGCGGGCCUAUACUUCUUCACGCAGGGAUUCCUUCUGACGCGUCAGGUUCUGGAUGAGAAGAGCUCUUACAAUCCACCUCCCCUUCCUCGCCGACCCCCCACCACCACCCUGCAACGCCUGAAAGCCCUCGUCACCGGCACCCUCCCGACCUUCAUCGAAGCCGGAGCCAACUUUGCCACCACCGCCCUCACAGAAGACAACCUGAUCCACCAGCUCCUCGCCGCAAACCGCACCCUCGUGCACCUUGGCGACGAUACCUGGGACAAGCUCUUCCCCGGCAGUUUCCAUCCGACGCUUUCACGCCCCUAUGAUUCGUUCUUGGUUGAGGAUCUGGAUUCCGUUGAUGAGGGUGUUUAUGGGGGGUUGAUGUCGUUGUUGAGCUUGGACCAGGGCGGGGAGGGCUGGGAUGUCAUCGUGGCGCACUUUUUGGGCGUCGAUCAUGUGGGACAUCGGUUUGGGGCGGGGCAUGUGGAGAUGGAGAGAAAGUUGAGGUGGGUGGAUGGGGUGGUUGGGGAGGGAGGGGAGGUGUUGUUGGUUGUGCUGGGGGAUCAUGGCAUGGAUGAGAAUGGGAAUCAUGGGGGGGAGACGGACGAUGAGGUGAGGGCCGCGCUGUGGAUGUAUACUGCCCGGGAGGGGGGGUUUGGGGAUGGGGCUGGGGCGGGGCUUGGAGUCGAGGAUACGCCGCAGGUGGAUCUGGUGUCGACGUUGGCGGUGUUGCUGGGGGUGCCGAUUCCGUUCAAUAACCUCGGACGCCCGAUUGAGGGGGUCUUCGCGGGGGAUUGGAGGCGGUUGGUCGAGGUGAAUCUGUUGGCUGCGGCGCAGAUGGAGAGGUUUGUGAGGGAGUAUGAGGGACAAGGACAAGAGGGGGGAGGGUGGGGGGACGUGCAGGUGGAUUGGGGGGAUGAGGAGGCGUUGAGGGAGCUGUAUGGGCGGUUGAGGACGUAUCAGGGGAGUGUUUUGGAGGGCUACAGGAGCGUUUGGGCCCAGUUUGAUGUGUUGAAGAUGGUGGAGGGGGUGGUGGUGUUGCUGCUGGGGGUUGUCGCUCUCUUGGGCUUUGAUGGACAGGGAGGCUUGGGUCUGGGAGUGUCGACUGGGAUGGUUGGGAUCGUGGUUGAGGGUCUUCAUGUCGCUGUGGAGGGCUGUUCCAGUCGUCCCAUCGUGGAUGGAUUGAUAUUGGGAGCUGCGAUGGGCAGUCUGGUGAGUCGCAUCUGGCAGACGGGCUGGGUCUGCCGAAGACUCUGGAUGAUCUGGGAGUGGCAGGCAGUGGCCUUCACCCUGCUUCUCUCCAUCGGGUUUGCGUCGAACUCCUACACCAUAUGGGAGGACCGUGUGGUUUUGUUCUUCCUCUCGACCUUUGCAUUGUGCUCUCUCGGCGCGCAUACAAAGCCCACACAGCAGUCUCAGUCGAUGCUCUUCAUGCUGCUGAGUCGGGCUGCCUCGCUCAUUCGAGCCUGUCGGGAAGAGCAGCUCCCGUUCUGCAGGGCCUCGUUUUAUAUACUGGAGAGCAAUGCCGUCUGGCGACUGUCAAUGCCAUUUGUGAUCGCUGUGGCCGUGCUGUACACCACCAAUAUGACCCUUCAGAGCUCUGGUCUCAGAAAGCGACCCUGGUUUGCAAUCUGUGUCCCCGUUGCGUUGGCAUUCAACACCAUAUUCUGGACCCUGGAGACUGCUAACGAACAAGGCUGGUUAGCCGGUAUCCUCACAGAGGAGAUAUCCAAAACACUACGCAUGACCACAGCUCGAGUGGUGCUGCUUAUUGCCCUGGUCGGACUGGGUCUUGCCUUCAAGCCCCGACCAGAGUCACCGACUGAACGAGCCCUCAUCUUCACCACAGCAGUGCUCCUAGCAAGCAUCCUAACCAGCAGCCCAACGGGUGGCCUCUCCCUGGCCAUUCUCUACCACCAACUCAUGAGCCUGCGACACCUCGCCCCCAACUCCCCCAUCAAACCCACCAUCGCCGCCCUCCUGGGCUCUCUGCACUUCUCCAGCACCGGCCACAACGCCACCUUCUCCAGCAUCCAGUGGAAAGCCGCGUACAUCCCAUUCCGCGACCGGCAGCCUUUUCUAUCUCCACUGAUGGUGAUCCUGAACACAUUCGCUGCGCCAAUCGUGUCCGCAUGCGCUGUACCUCUCCUCUCUGGGCCAUCCAGCACCAGCACAGCUAAACACACAGCCCGUUUACUAUCCGCCCACAGCACAGUCUACGCUGUAUGGACCGUCUCGACCGCGCUCUGGGCAUGUCUCCUGCGGCGACAUCUGAUGCUCUUUGCGAUAUUCUGUCCGCGAUUCCUCGUGGCAGCGGGGUUACUGCUGAUCGUCGAUGUUCUCGCACUGAUAAAUUCCGUCUUACUUGUCUGAUGUCGCCACACUUUACAAAAUCAUAUCACAAAUCAAGCAGCUCAAUUGAUUAACUUAAAACGAGAGACAGCAGUUUGUGUUGACGUCAAUAGGAACGAGCGAGCACAUAGUUCCACAUCACAUCACUCAACCUAACCGGUUAACCAGCCAGCCAUCAAUCACUCCUUCAAAUCAUAUCAGUUAUCCCCACCGUCCAUAAACCACACCAUCCAGCUUCAAUCUCCCAAGCACAGCGUGCUUAAUUACAGU
Aspergillus heteromorphus CBS 117.55 is the source of this 2922-nucleotide messenger RNA. RefSeq names its product GPI ethanolamine phosphate transferase 3. Gene Ontology annotation, cellular component: endoplasmic reticulum membrane. The transcript is spliced from 4 exons. Gene Ontology annotation, molecular function: mannose-ethanolamine phosphotransferase activity. The coding region runs from base 196 to 2673 and encodes 825 amino acids. Gene Ontology annotation, biological process: GPI anchor biosynthetic process. The record is from RefSeq and is a predicted model, not a curated record. Lineage: Eukaryota; Fungi; Ascomycota; Eurotiomycetes; Eurotiales; Aspergillaceae.